Molecule: messenger RNA, 1418 nt
Organism: Thrips palmi
Lineage: Eukaryota; Metazoa; Arthropoda; Insecta; Thysanoptera; Thripidae
Exons: 3
Coding region: 395-1387 (330 amino acids)
Source: RefSeq, a predicted model, not a curated record
UAGCCAACAGCAACAAGCUAGCAGCCGAUCGAUUCUAGCAGACAGCAGCAGACAGCAGACGCAACCUCUCAAAACUUUGAUUUUAGAAUGGCUUCGGAAUGACAGGUUGUGACGUUUCGUUUUGCGACGGUGGUUCAACAGAUUGAGUUCUGUGGUAUUCCCCAUUCCCUGUUCUAGUGACGAGUUAGUCACCCGCCUAACCUUAUUUCCAUUUGUUUGGAAAGUAAACAUGACUAUCCAGCUGUGUUUGUUCCUUCCUUAAAACCACAGGACCAUUGCAAAAGUGGCACUGAUUGAUGUAGACUGAAUCUGUCCAUUGGCUUUUUUGGUAAUCUUGUGGCAGACGCAAAAAACCACAGAGGUCUUCUUUUUGGACAAACAAAGAAAACUAGAAAUGACGGAGGAAAAUGACAAUAAUACACCAAAUGUUAAAAUUAGGGACAUUAACGAAAUGACUCAGAAGCCAGACUCAGCAUUUCAUUGCAUUUCACCUACGUUCUGCAACGAAAGCUCAGUGACCAAUGAACCGCUAAUGCAAAUGCUUCUCAAUGCCCAUUUAGCUCAAAGGACAUCAAAUUCCUCUGAGACGCUUAGGUCUGAGAAAAUAAUAGUUCCAGUGCCUCGACCUACAAUGGCUGAUCCUAAUCGAAUCUUUCUUCUGCAAGUUAAAAAGUUACAAAAGGAACCACGUCAAGAUAAUGCCCAGGAAGCUAUCUUACCAGCUCCUGAUAGUGUUGCGCAGUGCUUUAAAGAAACACUGCUUGUAAAAGAACCAGAGUCACUGCAAGAGUCACAAACUUAUAAAGUCGCGCCACAUGCUGAGAAAACACCAAAACAUUUGACACAUGUGCCAUCGUCUGUGCAGCCAAAUGAUUUGAAUGCAGGCCGAAGAAUUUUUCUUUUGCAAGUUGAAAAAUUACAAAAAGAAUCUCCACAUGGCUCCACAAAUAAAGAUCAGUUCAAAGAAAAUAUGACACCUGAUGAAAAACAUUGUGAUCCAUGUAAUGCCGCACAACCACAAGAAGCUCCAGCCUUCCCUGCUGUGUCAGGUCCUCUGUUAGAUGUGUGUCCAAAUGAAAUGCCGAUUCAAAGUGCCUCAUCCAUCAUGUCUGCAUUGAAAGAAGACUGUCCCUCAAGAGAAACUACCAGAAAUGAGGAGAAAAUCUCAAAACAAGAAACAAGUUUUUCAACUGUUAAAAAAAAUCCAAAUACUGUCUCUAAACGAGUGAAAGGUUGUGACCAAAAUAUUCAUAAAAUAAGGAGACUUCAAACUCGAGUACUCUCUCUAGAAAACUUACUGUACAAAAUCAUUGAUGAGAAGUUAGUUCCCACUGGUGUCAUACAAACCAUACGGAAAACCCUGAGAAGAGGAACUAAACUCUUUUAAAAAUCUCUAACUGACUUUUAUGAUCCCUUUU